CAAACAGCACAGUCACAAACCACCAAUAAACACACGAUUUUCAAAAUGGCAGCCGUCACGAACCACGGGCUCUUCUACACCGAGCAGCUGACCACUCCCCUCCGCGUCGCGCAAGUCGUCGGCUUAACCAGCGCCACCUUCCUCGCCGGGAAGACGUUCGCACAGUCCUUCGGCACCAUUCCCGCCUUCCUGAAGGCGCCAGCACCGCUCCUCGCCAAGCAAUGGAAGACCAUGUAUGACGGCGACGUGCUCAUCGCUCCUGCCACUUCCGCCAUUGGGCUGGGCGUGUUCGGAUACUUUGCCUACCGAGACCCCAAUGCCUGGAGCCACCACCAAAUCCUCUACACCACCGCCUCCGCCCUCAUGGCCAUCCUGAUCCCAUACUCCACCCUCCUCCUCGGCCCAAUUAACAGCAAGCUCGAGAAGAAGGCCAGUGAUCUCGCUUCCGCCUCUCUUACCGAUGCCGAGGCGGAGUCGGGAAUGAGUAAGGAGGAGUCGACGCAUGGUUUGGUCGAUACCUGGGGCACGAUCAACUUCGGCCGCGCCAUCAUCAGUGGUGUUGCGGCUCUCGCUGCCACGUGGGCGGCGGUGGACCGUCUCGAGGUCGUCCCGGCUGUUGCCAAAGUUAUGGGUGGUGCGGAUCGGAUGGGUCAUUAGGAGACGUAGUAUUGACGUCAUGUAGCGAUUGUACGGUGCUGGGUGUGGGUGGCGAUCUGGUCGAAGGACGUAUCAUCGUGAGCGUGCGCAUGAGCAUAUCAGACACUAUGGGUUAUGGCGUUGGCAGGCUGACGUUAUGACCAAGAUAUGUAUGUACUAUUACACUCCUGAAUGGCA
Messenger RNA from Baudoinia panamericana UAMH 10762, 834 nucleotides. RefSeq lists its product as uncharacterized. The record is from RefSeq and is a predicted model, not a curated record. Lineage: Eukaryota; Fungi; Ascomycota; Dothideomycetes; Mycosphaerellales; Teratosphaeriaceae. The transcript is spliced from 2 exons. The coding region runs from base 46 to 657 and encodes 203 amino acids.